This is a messenger RNA of Haliaeetus leucocephalus (bald eagle), 1834 nucleotides long. RefSeq names its product GID complex subunit 4 (gene GID4). NCBI's taxonomy places the organism in Eukaryota, Metazoa, Chordata, Aves, Accipitriformes, Accipitridae. The record is from RefSeq and is a predicted model, not a curated record. Gene Ontology annotation, cellular component: extrinsic component of membrane; GID complex. Gene Ontology annotation, biological process: protein targeting to vacuole; proteasome-mediated ubiquitin-dependent protein catabolic process; protein catabolic process in the vacuole. The transcript is spliced from 6 exons. The coding region runs from base 93 to 770 and encodes 225 amino acids.
CGUGUGGGGAACGGGAACGGGAGCGGGAGCGGGCGUUGCCGCUCGGCCGCGGCUCGGCCCCGGCCACGCUGGCGCCCGGGGACCCUCCCGAGAUGCCGGUGCGGAGCGAACGGUGCCGUGCGGGCGGCGCGGCGGGUUCGGCCUCCUCACCUCCCUCGGGGGCGGCCGCUAGUAGUCUGGUACCGCCGCCUCCCAUCAACACGGCGCAGCCCGGGGUGGCCACUUCGCUGCUUUAUAGCGGUGCCAAGUUUCGCGGGCAGCAGCGCAGCAAGGGCAAUGCCUACGAGGUGGAGGUCGUCAUGCAGCAUGUGGAUAUGGAAAACUCCUAUCUCUGUGGAUACUUGAAGAUUAAAGGCCUUACAGAGGAGUACCCAACCCUCACCACUUUCUUUGAAGGCGAAAUAAUCAGUAAAAAGCACCCUUUCUUAACACGCAAGUGGGAUGCUGAUGAAGAUGUGGAUCGUAAACACUGGGGGAAGUUCCAGGCUUUUUACCAGUAUGCAAAAACAUUUAACUCUGAUGACUUUGAUUAUGAAGAUCUGAAAAAUGGGGACUAUGUCUUCAUGAGAUGGAAGGAACAAUUCCUAGUCCCAGAUCACACUAUCAAAGACAUCAGUGGUGCUUCCUUUGCUGGUUUCUAUUACAUCUGCUUCCAGAAGUCAGCAGCAUCUAUAGAGGGCUAUUACUACCAUAGGAGUUCAGAAUGGUAUCAGUCAUUGAAUUUAACUCAUGUUCCUGAGCACAGUGCUCCUAUCUACGAAUUCCGAUGACAGCUGUCAGAACUGAUACCACACAGAAGCAAACCGGGCAGGAGAGCAUGGCCUGCCAGGAGAACUGUGUCCCUGUCGGAGCACGGGAAUGCACGCUUCUCUCCUGCCCCUCGGACUCGUGAGAGAGAGCCUGAAUGUUAACCCACCCAGCCCAAGGAGCGUGGCUGCUGGAGCUUGAUUCUCCCUCCUGUCGAGUGGCGAUUUGAUCUUUAAUCUGGUUUUAAGCUACCUUUAAAUGCACUUUCUUAUUGCACAGCUAGUUUCUCUAUCACUGAAGUUCCUCCUGGCUCUCCUCUGGAAGCUGUUUCUCAGUAGCUGGAAUCAGUGGUCUGUCCUCUGAGUAAUAAGAAAAUAUAAGCUCAAUGCUUAUGUUUUCAUUGUUACAGCCUGAUAUGGGUUGAAACCGCCAGGACUCAGGUUUGUUGCCCAGAUUGCCAGCUCUGAUGCUCCCAGAGCUGGGUCCCGUGUGUGAUGCUCUGCUUGGCAGAGAACUGCUCAGCUGCAGAGUCUGUGGGGGGGAGUGUUGGCUGAGACAGAUAAGGCUUGAACAAGCCUUUGCUUCGCGCUGGCUAACGAGGUUAGCUGGAGCUGCAGAUCUUUCAGGAAUGCCGGCCCUUUGGAGCUGGGAGCUGUUCCGGUGUCUGGAUACGCCACUGGGAAUUAAUUUGAUGUAUGGACUUCCAGGCUCUCAGUAAAGUGGAUCUGAACUCUGCUUAUAGGUGUAUAUUUGCUCUUUACUUAAGUUAAGGGUAAAAAAGAAAAAAAAGGAAAAAAAAAAAAUACUUUUAUUAAAAAAAUUAUAUAUUUUUAUGGUUCCUUUUCCAAAGGACCCUAUGGCAAAUGCACAAGUACUCAAUUACAUUUUACCGUUUUCACAUUGAAAACCGGGAAUGUCUGUGUUAGUUUUUAUAUAUGUGUAUGCUAGCCACUUUGGGAAAGUAACAGGAGUACAAGUGUUGAGCAGCAUCACAGGGAUAGCUCUGGGACUGUUCAGCAUUUGUACUUGCUCUUCAUGCUUCACCAACACCACUGCUUGAUACCUUUUUACAAGGCAAAAACAAGAA